Tripterygium wilfordii is the source of this 822-nucleotide messenger RNA. RefSeq lists its product as uncharacterized. The transcript has 2 exons. The coding region runs from base 210 to 662 and encodes 150 amino acids. Lineage: Eukaryota; Viridiplantae; Streptophyta; Magnoliopsida; Celastrales; Celastraceae. The record is from RefSeq and is a predicted model, not a curated record.
AUGCCGAAAAACGACGACACCAGGACCGGUUCAAUUUAUACGGUUGAACCGGUCCCCUACCCAAAUUAAAAAAAAAAAAAAGCACAAUGAUAAACUGUCACGCCCCAAACCUCUCGGACACAUGACCUUUAUUACACACUACAAAUUGCACAACAGCAGCUUACAAGUGUGUAUCUUCGAUACUCAAGAAGGAUAGCCGAAUCCUAUCCAUGGCCUUAUCAAACGGGCUUAUCUACACCGGAUUUGAUAUGAAUAUGGUCCGGAUAAGGAAGUUUCCAGAGUUUACGGAAUUUGGUCAGCUUAAGACCAGAGCUCUUCCUUGGUCGUGGCAUUGGUGGUGUCAAAUGAUAAGGUGUUUGGUGCCUACGGUGAUGGAAAUAUUCGGGUGUGGUGCAGAGCAGGAAAUAGUAGUCUUUUUAGGUACGUUACAUUGGGGACGAUUCCCAAGAAUGGUAGUUAUGUCCGGAGCCACAUUACUGGAAGAGAAAAGUAGUAUAACCGAAAGCAGUCUUCCAGAAGGUCUUUUGGAAGCAAGUGCACCAUUUGCGCCACACAAGUUUGGGGAGAUAAAGCGGAGCCAAUAUGGGAAGAUACACCAGCCAUUCUCGAGCUCCAAAUGGGACGGGUCCAAGCACACCCCCAAAAUAGGUGAAAAGUGUUAAAUAAUGGCUCAUAUUAGAAGUUUGAGGGGAGCGUAGCGCACCAGUAGAGUAGUUGCUCGACCUGUGCUCAAUAGCUGCUCGACCCCAACUGCCCAACAACCGUUCAACAGAUGCUCGAACGUAGACUGCUCUGGAAUGGGCAGCAACUAGUGCUCGACAA